GGGGAGGCCACAGAAUGAGAGGGUUAUUUAGGAAGACGAAGACCAAUAUAUUAAUAAGAGCCCAUAAACCUAUAAAUAUGAAUGAAUACACACGGGACGUGGGGGAGGGGAGGGGCACAAUUAAUUAAAGACUCUUACCAAAUCGGAAACUGCUCCUUUUCGUCUUCCCAUUUACUUCACUUUGAAGUCCCCUCGCCCUCCUCCAUUUCUCUACUCUACUCUACUCUCUCUCUCUCUCUCUCUCUCUCUCUCUCUCUUUGCUUCUUCGUCUUCCAUCUCUCUCUAUCUCUGUCUCCCUCUCUAUCUCUCUCUAUGCCUUUAAGAUUCUCUAAACCCAUCUUUCCCUCUCUCUCUCUCUCUCUCUCUCUCCUAAAACCACAUCAUUGAUCUAAGCCUCUCUCUCGUGACUAAUCCUCUUCAGAUAUGGGUUCCUGUGUCUCCUCCUCUUCUCACCACAAGAGCCCCUCCGCCGCCUCUGAUUCCGUCGUUAAGCUUGCCGCUUUCAUCUCCCCCCUCACUACUGACGUCAUCUCUUCCCCCACCACCACCAUCAACGUCAACCCUCCUCCCAUUCAUUCCGCUCGUCUUGAUUCCCCUCCUCCUGGUGAUAAAGAGGAGAUGAUAUUUUUCGAUUCAAGGGGGUGGCUUGAUUCGGACUGUGAAGAUGAUUUCAUGAGCGUCGAUGGUGAAUUUACGCCGUCGCGAGGAACAACACCGGUCCAUCACAAAUUCUGCGACCAAACUCCUCAAGGAGAGGAGAAAACCAAUGAAGAAGAACAGUCUGAUCCAAUCGAUAACAAAAAGAGACUCCUCGAACUCUUCAAAGAGACGCAAGACGAGGAUGAAGAGGAAGACAAUUACGUGGCGGAAGGCAAAUCAAGAGCCUGUCUCUGGCUAAGAACACCGGUUAGAUCUUCUGCCCCGGCCACUCCUUAUAAUAACAACAAAGAAAGACAACAAAAGCUCAAGAGGGUGAGAUCCGCUGCUCACGGUGGCUGCGUUCCGCGUUUGGUUUCCUGUAGUAGCUUCACUGAUCGCCGACGGAAUAUGAUGACUCAUGCCCCCAUUGACGUCCAACGCUAAAACGACAAAACAAAAGAAGAAGAACAAAAAACUUAAAUAUUAAAUUACUAUACAUUUUAUACAGAAUAUGUUCCUUAAUUUGUCUUUUAUUCUUGUUUUUUCCAAAGGAUCGAACAAUAUAAUGUUCUUUUUUCAGCUCAUAAUGCUAGCUUAUGAGUUAUGACAGUUGCAUU
Molecule: messenger RNA, 1256 nt
Organism: Camelina sativa (false flax)
Lineage: Eukaryota; Viridiplantae; Streptophyta; Magnoliopsida; Brassicales; Brassicaceae
Source: RefSeq, a predicted model, not a curated record